AGCUGCUGCCCAAACAAAAGAUGGCUCGAUGAGGACAUCCCGUCCACCCCCGAGCUCCUAUUAAUCUCUCGGGCUGGUGGCCUCCCUCUGGCCUUUGGCGGAAGGUGGGGCUUCCUAUUCAGCUCCGGGUGAAAGUGCCGUGUGUGUGUCGGAAAACGACCGAGGGCUUGACUCGGGAACGUCUCUGUCCGAGAGCCAGAAAACCAGCUGCGCUCGUGGGCGCGCACGCACAGGAAGAGAGUAAAAGCGGCCGCCGCCGAGGAGGAAGAGAAGAGGAGGUUGCUCGCCAGGAGGCAGGAGCCGUCGGCUGGAGGGGAAUGGAGGCGGAGAUGGACGAGAAUGAAUGGCGGUAUCACGGCGAAGGCAACAAGAGCCUCGUCGUCUCCCACAGGCAGCGUUGUGUGGUGCUACGCUUCUUGAAGUUUCCUCCAAACAGAAACAAGACACCAGAAGAAAUUUUUCAUCAUCUUCAGAAUAUAGUGUACUUUGGGAAACACAUCAUGAAGCAUUUUUUUGGGGAGAAGUAUGUUCACCACGGGGAAGUUGUACAGCUACCUUUCAACUUUGUAAAACAACUUUGUUUAAAGAUCCAGUCAGAGAGACCAGAGUCUCGCUGUAAUAAAGAGAUGGAUGCCCUCAGUGGUUAUGCUUUGUGCCUUCCUAACCUGACUAAGCUCCAUUUUGUUGAACAUCGACCAAUGCUUUGUGUAGAGAUUAAGCCCAAAUGUGGGUUUCUCCCUUUCUCCAGCCAUAUUUCACAAGAAAUAAAACACAAAGUGUGUCGUUACUGCAUGCAUCAACAUCUAAAGGUAGCAAAAGGAAAAUGGAAACAAUUAAGUAAAUAUUGUCCUCUAGAUCUCUUCUCAGGAAAUAAACAACGAAUGCACUUUGCCUUGAAAAGUCUGUUACAGGAGGCACAGAAUAACUUAAAAAUAUUUAAGAAUGGUGAACUAAUUUAUGGUUGCAAAGAUAAUGAUGACACUUUCUCGGAUUUGAAUGAACUUGCUCAUCAUCUGAAGCCUUUUUUCUUCCCAUCAAAUGGCCUGGUCAGUGGGCCCCACUGCACAAGGACAGUUCUAAAAGAAUUGAUUCAUGUGAUAACAACAGUUUUACUAAGUACCACAGAAGCUUGUAAAGCAGGUGAUAUGAAGACAGUUCCCUCCUCACAAGGAAGGAGUUACUGUGAAGCAAGUGCUUUUAGUAAAGAGCUAGUAAAAAAUGGUAAAAAUAAAACGGAGAGUGGCUUACCAAAGGGAUGUGUCCUCUACAAAACGCUUCAAGUUCAGAUGCUGGAUAUGCUAGAUAUUGAGGGUGUUUAUCCUUUACACAACAGAGUAGAACAAUACUUGGAAGAGUUUCCCAAGGAGCGGAAUAUGUUACAGAUAGAUGGGCCAUAUGAUGAAUUGUUUUAUGAGAAGCUACUGGAUUUGUCAUGUGAAGAUGACGGGACAGUAGGAUACGCAUUGAGAAAGGUUCAGCAAUACAGAGUUGCAAUGACAGCAAAGGACUGCUCGAUCAUGAUUGCCCUUUCACCUUGCCAACAGGAUGAAUGCUCCGAGCAGAGGCCAGUGGUUCUAACUUCUAAAUCAAGAUUUAUCUUUUCACUCUCCGUCUUGGACCUGGACCUUAAGCCAUAUGAAAGCAUUCACCAUCAGUACAGACUUGACGAGAAGAUAGUAAACUACUAUUUGAAGAACACACAGGCCAAAGAUGACUCGCUGAUGUCAAAUCUCUUGAAAGAAAAUGAAGACUGCACACUAGUUCUCCAUAAAAUGUAACUGGGUAAAUAUUUAUUAAAUGUAGAGAUAGGGGAGAAUUAAAUUAUAUCCGUUUAGUGGGUUUUUUUUUCCAGUUGUGCUUUAAAUCUAGAUGCCUUUCAGACACAUGGAAUACCACUCAAACCAACCUGAAGGAAUGAAUUUAUUGUAAAAAGAGAGAGACAUGCAUAUUUUGCAACAAUUAGCAAACUGCUUGCUGUGAAAGUAGUAGGUUCAAAGCAAUCUAUUACCCUAUGAAGCUUAGAAACGAAUGUUUUCAACUUAAUUUUCAGUGCAGGGAGCCACCAUUCCAAUGAGGCAUACAGAUGCAUUUCUGUGAAGAAUAUAUGACUUGUUGAAAAUAAAAAAUUAAAAUAGGCAGAUGAAUUCACAUUUCAGAUCACUGUUGAAACUAUAUGUGGCACACAAGUGCUGUUGUCUGGUAGUUUCCAUAUGAACAGAACUGAAUUUUUCAUCAUCUUGUGAGAAGAUUCUAAAUAUUGGCUGCUGUUGAAACAAUGGUCGUUUUCAGAUUUGAAUUGAAGUAAUGCAAGCAGACUUACAAAACAAAAUAAACUUACCUAGGUCAUAGGGAAAAAUUACCUUACUUCAAUUGUGUCCGCUUAAAACUGUCAAAACAAGCUCUUCCUUAACUAGGAGCUACUUUGAGAGAUUCUAUAGAACAAUUUAAUUGCAAGCAAGUUUUUCUAACAGCCCAAUCUGAGCACAAUUGUUCUCAUCUGUUUUCUCAAGUAAUGAUUAAUUUCUUUAAAAAUAGUUAAUCCGUGUGCCUCUUUGGUGUUAAGAUGCCUUCCAAUAAAGUAAAUCACUCUAAUGCUUAAAGGCUUAAACGUCUGGCUUUAAUUUUUUUCUUCUCCUAAAUUGUAGAUUUUAUUUUUCUUUUCAUAUUUUGCUGAGUUCUUUAAGCAUUAAAAAACACAGCAGUUUGAUUUUCCUGGGUUUGCAGAGAAAUUAUCUCUGUUUCUAUGGAUCUUAAUUAUCCUCAGCAAAGGGUCAUUUUGUCUGAAAGUACCUGUGCCUAACUUGUUACUGCCUUUUGUACCAAAAUAGGAAACAAUGGAAAGAUACAUUAGGUUGGGCAGAAUGCUGGGCUCAGCCUUUCCUCCCUGUCUUUACCCACCACAAUGGGUUUGACUUCUGCAGGAGUAGGAAAGCCACUGUUUUUGUAUCAGCUGGGUGAUGUAGAGUCUGGAAUCAGAACUUUGGAAGUGCUGAUCUCUUCUUACUGCAGAACAACAGGAGAAAAUGGCAUAAGGGUUUUUUUUAGUGGCAAGCCACUAUGUAAACCUUACUGCAAGUGAGUGAGAGCCUCUUCUGUGUACAAGCUGUGGGAAACUUCAGAUUAAUGCUACUUCAGCCAUUCACAUAGCAAAAUGGUGUGAAGCCAAAGGUGAGUUGUACUGAUGGGAUGGCACUUCUGCUCACGCAAGGCAGGCUCCCCAUUUCUUGCCCUUCAGGUGCUACAGUGUCAUGCUGUUGCAAGAGAGUCCUUUGGCCCUCAGUAAUGGCUUUUGGGGAGCAGGAGCCCGGAAAUUCUCACUGAGAGAAUGGAGUUCUGCUUGUGCUUCUCUAAAUCCAUCCUAGCUAUGGCCAUUUAGAAGCACUUUCUUAGGUUCUGACCACCUUUUUCUUGUCAUAAAUAAUAGGAUUUUCCUAUACUUCUGAAAGUAUUUAUCCCUAUGACUAAUAUUUUCUUGCUAUACCAAUUAAGCUGCUACAGUAAUCUUAACUGUAAUGGUAAGAUUAUGAAACUUCAUUGCUCUGAAAUAUUUUCUCGUGGAUACCACAGAAUUCCUAGUUUUGCGAGUAUCUUCAGUGACUCGUACCCAUUCUGCCAUUAAUUCUGAAACCAACCCCGCCCCCUUUGGUAUCCAUCUGGCUUAGUUACAAGAUUUUUGUCAUACUGACAAAAAUUAUAUUAUAGUUUGUCAGAUAUUCCAAAUAUUAGUUCUGGCAUAAAACUUAACCUUCCUUGUUUACAUUAUGACUUAAGAGUCUAGUAAACCUGCCAUGCCCGAUGACUGGUUAUACAAAUUCUGAAGUAUAUUAUUGGGGAAGCUUCUGUGGUGUUAAGAGUUAAUCUUACUGAAAUAUUAAAACUUCUGGCCUGUUCACCAUUAAGAAAGAAAGCUUGCCAGCUCUAUAUAUCCAUAAGUAACAAACAAAACAAGGAAUUAGAAGAAAUAGCUGUAGAGCAAUGUGCAUUUGAGUUUUCAUACUAUUAAAUUCAUUUAAUCAAAGAGGGCAAAUUAAGUAUUUAUAUUGUAUAUUUAGGGUGACAAGUGAGUUAAAAUGCUGCUAAAAGUACUCAGUUUGGGGCUUGAAGACUGAUUACAAAACACUUGUAGGAAACACUUACAAAUUUUGCUUUUCGAGGAGACUGUUUCAAACAACAGCAAGAACUGUAGCUAAUUUAACAGUGUUGCAUUAAAAGUUGUUAUCAAAACUGAAGGUUGCAAGAAAACAGUUUGAAAAAAUAAAA
Molecule: messenger RNA, 4260 nt
Organism: Pogona vitticeps (central bearded dragon)
Lineage: Eukaryota; Metazoa; Chordata; Lepidosauria; Squamata; Agamidae
Gene: IPPK
Product: inositol-pentakisphosphate 2-kinase
Biological process (GO): inositol phosphate biosynthetic process
Cellular component (GO): nucleus
Molecular function (GO): inositol-1,3,4,5,6-pentakisphosphate 2-kinase activity; ATP binding
Source: RefSeq, a predicted model, not a curated record